Molecule: messenger RNA, 1369 nt
Organism: Penaeus vannamei (Pacific white shrimp)
Lineage: Eukaryota; Metazoa; Arthropoda; Malacostraca; Decapoda; Penaeidae
Source: RefSeq, a predicted model, not a curated record
UAUUCCCUGUCAGUCAAAUGGCGGUCCGACAAAAAACAAAAAAAACAAUAUUUAUUCAUGCGACGAUGAUUUAUUAGUCACUUGUUUCCACGGCGAUUUAUAACCCGCCCUGCAAACAACCCAACAACAAAAAGAGAAGAAAGAGAAAGAAGAGACAAAGACAGAGGAAACGUAGUAACUCGAAAACAAGACAGAAAAAGGCCACGAAAACAUAUUCUCACACGACAGACCGCCUCACUCAUCAUGGUUGACAACGAGCUCCUGUUGUGUAACUUCCGUCGAUGUCGCCGUCCGCUUGACUCCGUGGCGUGGGUCACCUUCUGCUCCCAUAUAUUCUGUCCUGAAGAUGGGAGAAAUCUGCGCCAGACUCCCUGUGAGUGCCCAGCGUGCGGUGCCAAGUUGACCCUGCAAAGCGACGUUCUGCGUGUUGAACUCGACCCUACGGAGCAGUUCAAGUCCAUGAUCCUGGCCGGCCUGCAACCCGAAGUUAUCAUGGAAGUGUGUCAUCGCGGGCUGGCCUUCUGGACUUACCAAGUAAACCAGGAGCGGACGUACCAACAGCACGUGGUCAAAAGACUGCGAGAAAGGUUGCAGGAGAUACAGAGCUAUUACGAACAGGUGGUGAGGGGCCGAGAUGAUCAGCUGGCAGCAGUCAGGAGGCAGCUGGAAGGAGCUCGUCGCGACCACGAGAAGUGCAAGGAGCAGCGAGAGGUCAUCAACGAGAGGCUGGCAGAAAAGACCAGACAGUACCAGAGGCUGCAGACUCUAUACGACACACUAAGGAAGCGCGCCGGACCUCCGACAGGCGUAGGAUGGUCCCCUCCCUCCUCCCAGCCGCAUCCUGAUCCUCGGCCGCCCUUCCGCUGUGCUGCCGCUAUCGGGCCCGCGCUAUAUCCGCCGCCGAGUGGCCACGUGUCUGCCGGUACGGAUGCGGCAGCGGCGGCGGUAGCGGGGGUGGCGGAGGUAGCAGGGGUCGGCCCGCGUUACCAGCAGGUAGGAGUGUAUAAAUAGAUUCUUCGUUGGUGUUGGAAUUAUAUUUCCUUCUUUCUUUCACUCUGAUCCUGAAAUUAAAAAAUAUAUAUAUAUAACAUGGAUGUUGUCGUUUCAUUGUUGUUGAAGUUGUGAAUAUUUCCUACGCCUCCCUCGCGUAGAAGGGGGAUAAUUUUAGAGCCUGAUUAUAACGGAGCCUCGAGGAAUGUUACGAAGACUGAGCACCUCGAGAAAUGUUUGAGCUACGUAACGCUGACUGGCUCAACACGGCAGCGGGGCAGCACUCAUAUUCGCAGGAACAAAUACUCACAUGCAGCAUGUGAGAGAAUCCUGAGUGUGUGUUUCCCUUUAUGAUCCCUAGGUCCGUUAAUAACAAGGG